AUGGGAUCCGCCGCCUCCGCCGCCUCCGACGCAGCGCCGCCACCGCCUUCUCCAGCGCAACCACACGGGGCCCCGCCGCCGUAUGGGGCUGGGCUCGCCGGCAUCCUCCCUCAGAAGCCGGAUGGGGAUGAUAAGAAGGAGGAGAAGGUGGACUACCUCAACCUCCCCUGCCCCGUGCCGUACGAGGAGAUCCAGCGCGAGGCCCUCAUGUCUCUGAAGCCUGAACUUUUUGAAGGUUUGAGGUUUGACUUCACAAAGAUGUUAACCCAGAAGUUCGCUCUUAGCCAUAGUGUCCUUAUGGGCUCCCUGGAAGUUCCGUCUCAGUCAGCUGAUGUUAUAAAAGUCCCAACAUCACAGUAUGAAUUUGGUGCCAAUUUUUUAGAUCCAAAGUUAAUGCUUAUCGGAAGGUUGAUGACUGAUGGAAGGCUGAAUGCUCGUGUGAAAUUUGAUCUGACAGAGAAUCUCGCGCUGAAAAUAAAUGCGCAGCUUACUAGUGAGCCUCAUUACUCUCAAGGGAUGUUCAACUUUGACUACAAGGGCACCGACUAUCGAGCACAGUUUCAAAUUGGAAACAAUGCGUUCUAUGGGGCAAAUUAUAUCCAGAGUGUUACGCCAAAUUUGUCGAUGGGAACAGAGAUAUUCUGGCUUGGUCAGCAAAGGAAGUCAGGAAUUGGAUUUAAUUCUCGCUACAAUACAGAUAAGAUGGUGGGUACUCUACAGGUUGCUAGCACUGGUAUUGUUGCGUUAAGUUAUGUCCAGAAAGUUUCUGAAAAGGUGUCUCUUGCUACUGACUUUAUGUAUAACCACAUGUCCAGAGAUGUGACUUCCAGCGUUGGUUACGAUUAUAUCCUUAGGCAGUGUCGUCUAAGGGGCAAAGUUGACUCAAAUGGUGUCGUUGCUGCAUACUUGGAGGAGAGAUUGAACAUGGGUGUCAACUUUCUUCUGUCUGCAGAGAUUGACCAUCCGAAGAAGAACUACAAGUUUGGUUUUGGAAUGACUGUAGGAGAGUAG
This is a messenger RNA of Triticum turgidum subsp. durum (durum wheat), 1011 nucleotides long. The record is from the annotation of a GenBank genome assembly. NCBI's taxonomy places the organism in Eukaryota, Viridiplantae, Streptophyta, Magnoliopsida, Poales, Poaceae.